Molecule: messenger RNA, 3134 nt
Organism: Engraulis encrasicolus (European anchovy)
Lineage: Eukaryota; Metazoa; Chordata; Actinopteri; Clupeiformes; Engraulidae
Product: zinc finger protein 227-like
Exons: 10
Coding region: 177-3134 (985 amino acids)
Source: RefSeq, a predicted model, not a curated record
UGGCACAUUUCGCACGAUUGUGUGUGAACGGCAAAGUUGCUGUCUGGCAGUGUUUGUAGUCAAUCCCCACCGAACAUUUCGUGAAAACAGCACGUCGACAUGGCAGAUAACAUUUGAUGAUGAAGGUCCUGUAGGCUACGGAUAGAUAGAAGAAAGGAAUAUUGAAGGCGAAGAUCAUGGGCUCCUCUACGAAAGCCUGCAUCAAAUGCUUUCAUGUGAUGCCCUGCGCCACAAGGGUGUGCAUGGCCUGUGGGACUCUGCAGCCCUACAAGGCCCGUCUGAAGCAGCGGAUGGCCAGGCUGGACAGCAAGAAGGAGGAGUGGGCGGCCAAGCUGAAGAGGCACGGCAACGAGGCCACCGUGCUGGACGAGGUCAAACUUAUGCUUGAGAAGUUGUCAGCCAUUGGUUACAAGGCCCUGCUCCUGCUCCACAAGCCAAAGAAGAAGACGCUGGCCAUGGCUCCCCGCUGCACACUAGACGAGGAUGCCUCCGUUAAAGUCAACAGUCUGAAAAAGGUCUUUGAAGACAUCUGCAUGGGUUGGGGAAUGCCACAGCAGGGAGAGUACUGUGCUCCGGAGCGCCUCCAAGUGGAAAGCCUGGGGGAGGACGAGGAGAUGGUGACCCACACCAUACCUGAGGUCACCGCCAUCAAGGUUCGUGUGGAGCCAUGUGUGCAGAGGGGAACUGCUCCCCCAGACUGUCGUCGAAGUGAGCCAGAGCCUGGUUCUUCCGAUGCAGUCUUAAUGGACUCAGGUUUUACACCACAUGAUUCUUCACCAGAGCCUGGUUUCUCCGAUGCGGGAACAUCUGUCAAGGACCAGGAUGUUACAUCACAGGAUGUGACAUCACACAACACUCUGCUACGUCGCCCCAUGCAAACCAACAUCAUUCAGGGUUAUGGCAUCCCACCAAACCUCUUCCUGUCUUGUACAUCGGACGACGACCCAGCAGAUGAUGGACCAAUGGGAGACGAUCCAGCAGACGACACGCUGACAUCAUCAAAGGAACUGAAACUGCCUCUGCUGUCAGUGAAGCUACAAGACUGCCGCGACAUGCUGGGACCUGACGAAGUUUUGAAGAUGGAGCCCGAAGAGGUGGAUAUCAUCGAGGACUAUGACGGUGACGAUUACCCAUACCAUGAGAAUGAGGUUGAUGAUGAAGAUUUCCUAUAUUAUGAGGAUGAGGAUGACAACAAUGACGACAGUGAUUACGACCCAGAAGAUGAAAGAUUCGACCUCUGGCCUGAAGACCAAGAAGUGUUACCUGAAGCUGAAGAGAAGCAGCAGUCUGUUCACCAAAGAGUGCGUGCCAGAAAGAAGCCCUUCGCUGCCACUCCACAUGCGAAAAACACAUCCACAGACUCUACACAUGGAAACGUGUCAUCCGACUCACCCAACACUAGAGACUAUCAGGAGGAGGAUGAUGACGAUGAAGACCAUGCUAACGCAAAGCCUGAACCUACUACUAAAAAACACACUACGCUCACUGGAGGAAGACGCCGUGCUUCCACCAAGUCAAGGUCAAAGACAAGGUCAACGUCACAUAAAUGUGACGUGUGUGGCAAAGUGUUUUCCUCGCGGUCAAUAUUACGCGUUCACAGGAGGAAGCACACAGGUGAAACAUACGCCUGUAAACAGUGCGACAGAACUUUUGUUUUGUAUAAAGCUUUCGAACAUCACCUGGCAACUCACACAAUGGAAGAAAGGCCACACAAGUGCACGGCUUGCCCCAAGGCGUUUUUACAAGCGUGUCAUUUGAGAGAGCACUUCAGGAUACACACGGGAGAGAAGCCCUAUUCUUGCAAGCAGUGCCCCAUGUCCUUCCGCACCACUUCGCAGCUGCACUACCACACCCUAGAUCAUUCCGGCGAGGGCACGCCUUACUCGUGCGGGGAGUGCGACAAGAAGUUUAAGACAAAAUCUCUGCUGUCUGCGCACGCUACGGUACACACGGGAGAGAAGCCGUUCCCUUGUACAGAGUGCGACAAGACCUUCAGACUUAAGUCGACGUUAAAAGCACACCUCAACACACACACACAAGAAAAGCCCUACAAGUGCCCCAAUUGCGACCUCCGAUUUGCCCAGAAAUGCUACGUUCAGAAACACCAGGUCGUGCACACAGAAGAGGCGCCCCACGUCUGCACCACGUGUGGCAAGGCGUUCCGCUUCGAGGACACGCUGCGUAAACACCGGCGACAGCAGCACUCGGGAGAGGGGGAGGACAACCGGCCGCUCUGCUUCAUCUGCGGGAAGACGUUCGCUCGGCUGGACACCCUGAGGCACCAUCAGAUGGAGAUCCACGCCGCGCAGAAACAGCCGCACCCUUGCCCCGUCUGUGGAAAGGUGUUCGACUGCGCAAGCUACCUGCGCAAGCACCUGAUGACCCACACGGGUGAGAAACGCUACCAGUGCACCGUCUGCGGGGAGAAAUUCGCCUACAACCGGAGCCUGCAAAAUCACCAGGCGAAAACGCACAACAUGACGCAGGGGCAGCCCCACGCGGUCGAGAAACGCUACCAGUGCAGCGUCUGCGGCGAGAAAUUCGCCUACAAGCGUAGCAUGCAGGAGCACCAGGCGAAAAUGCACGACAACAUGGAGGGGCAGUCGCAGGACCACCAGGCGAGAGUGCACGACAUGCGGCAGAAUCACCAGGCGAAAGUGCACGACAUGGGACAGAAUCACCCAGCGAAAGUGCAAGACAUGGGGCAGAAUCACCAGGCGAAAGUGCACGACAUGGGACAGAAUCACCCAGCGAAAGUGCACGACAUGGGACAGAAUCACCCAGCGAAAGUGCAAGACAUGGGGCAGAAUCACCCGGCGAAAGCACAGAACAUGGGGCUGUCCCGUAACGAGGGAUGUCGACAGGUCGGGCAGAGUUCUACGCAAGUGACACAGAGCUCUGAAUCUGCUCGGGAUAUAGAGCCACAUGACUACGGCCGGGGCCUGCCGAGUCACCUGGCGAAAGUGCACGACUUGGGGCAGUCCAGCGACGUGAGGUGUCGGCAGUUUGGACAGAGUUCCACGCAAGUGGCACAGAGUUCUUUUAAAUCCGCUCGGGAUUUAGAAUCGCAUGGUGAUUCACAAGGUGCAACAACAGCAAUUAGGGAUGGUGACCUGGACCUCUGUCAACUCUAG